UCCCCUUUGGCUCUGUGCCCAGUUCAGUCUCACAUCCAAUGCUCUGAACACCUUGAGGAAGCCUUUGCUUUCAUGGUAACGUCCAACGGCUUCAUCUUCUUCAUCUCCUCUGCUGACAACUCGGUCAGUCUUUACCUUGCUUCAUUGUCGAUUCCAGCUCUCCUCGAGAUUUGAUAUCGAUUGGCAGUGUUAGUUGGUGGACUGGUUUGUGCGGUAGGGAUGAUCAUCAAAGGCUUGUUGAGGAGGUAUGAAAGAUGGAACCCUGUGCACCCAACCAUUGGAGCCUUCUGGGGCAUGGGCUUUGGUUUCGGAUGUGGCGUUGGUUGGGGGCCUGGGCUCGGCCCUGAGGUGAUUGGCUAUGUUGGAGCUGGGUGUGGUGUUGGUUUCAGUGUUGGCUUCACGAUGGCUGGCGUUGGCAUUGGUCUUCCUGCAAAUUACCUCUUUGAAGUACCUUAUAACGUUGUUAAGGCGACUAGAAGUGCAGUGGAAUUUGGAUGGUCCGGUGGAUUUCUUUCAUGGAAAAGCAUUCCUGUAGGACGCUGGAACCUGAUUGCACCUCAUGUUUCUCUCCUUCAUGCAGAGGCCAGUAGAAAGCUGUCAAACUUUAAGCAACAAAAUUUCCUUAGCACUCGAGCCAACUUAUUUGUUCCUUUACAAUCAGAGUCUGCUUGGAAAAGUUUACAAACAUUCAGCAGUCAUCGUUUCCAGCCACGUGAAGGUCCAAGAGGUUAAGAUAAUGGAGUAACUCCCCUUAGAAAAGCAUAUUCCCCCAGUUAUAGUUAUUCUAACUUUUGCAGAGGCGAUAUAUCCACAGACUGAAUGGAAAAAUGGCUUUUAGUCUUUUGGGCUGAACGAUGACCCAAAGGAGGGAAAAAGAGGGAAUGAAGAAAACUUCCAAGGCGGGAAGCUUGGGCUUCAGGUUUGCCAUAAGAUUAUGUGAUCAGAUGGAUUUGUUGAGGCAAACUUUUGCGAGGAAUGAGGAAGGAGGAUGAGUUCUUCAAAAGUGAACUGCUAUAAUUUUUUUUUUCCUGGGCCAAAGUCGAAUGUUGUCUUAGCUGUUAGAAUACUGUGCAGCUGGACAAUAUAUUAUCUUAGAUCAUGCUCCGGUACAUUUUUUUACCUAAGUAUAUAUUAGGGAUGAUGAUUGAUGAGGACUACAAAUGAAGGAGAAUGGAGAUUUGGUUAGUGAAGUAAA
Messenger RNA from Punica granatum (pomegranate), 1195 nucleotides. The record is from RefSeq and is a predicted model, not a curated record. Lineage: Eukaryota; Viridiplantae; Streptophyta; Magnoliopsida; Myrtales; Lythraceae.